This is a messenger RNA of Spodoptera litura, 2084 nucleotides long. RefSeq lists its product as uncharacterized. Gene Ontology annotation, molecular function: transmembrane transporter activity. Gene Ontology annotation, cellular component: membrane. NCBI's taxonomy places the organism in Eukaryota, Metazoa, Arthropoda, Insecta, Lepidoptera, Noctuidae. Gene Ontology annotation, biological process: transmembrane transport. The record is from RefSeq and is a predicted model, not a curated record.
CUCGACGCGAGCAAACGCAUCGCUUAUCCUCCCCAUAACCGUGUUUUAGUUAUCUAAAACGUGGUUUACUGAAUUAAAAUGUGUUAAAUAUUAAUUUGUAAUUAUAUCUAAGUGAUUUUUUGUGUAAAUUUAUUAGUGAAAGUGGUUGUUUUCGGGUAUAAUAUCGAAAUUACAUGUUCCAUUCAUAAGUUUACGUGUUAAGUUCGAAACAUAUUGACAAAAAUCCAACCAAUCAACACAUCACGAUUGACGCGAGAGAAGAGUGAUGAGCCAAUAAGAAGGAGACAAAUAAAACAGAAGACAAUAUGUCAAACAAUAUGACAGACAGACUGAAAUACCAAGAGGACGAGGAUGCUGAGAGUGCUGAGAAACUCAACCCAACAGUGGAACGCACUUUCGAAGAUGCAUUUGAACAAACAGGACACGGCAGACUGAACCACCUGGUGCUAUUCACCAGCGGUCUGAUAAUGCUGAACGUCUCCAUGGAGUCUGUCGGCAUGAGCUAUGCCAUCACAGCAGCAGAGUGCGAGCUGCAACUCACCAGCAAAGACAAAGGGCUGGUUAACGCUGCUGCUUUUAUUGGUAUAAUCAGUACCUCCUUCCUGUGGGGUUACCUGGGAGACAGGAUCGGUCGCCGUGCAGUGAUGUUGCCCGCCAUCCUUUUGUCUGCCGUCUUCUCCAUCAUCUCCUCGUUCGCCACCAACGUCUGGAUGCUCCUAGUCUUCAGGUUCCUCACUGGAUGCUUGAUAUCAGCGUCCAGUGCGACAGUGUAUGCGUACCUGGGAGAGAUGCAUGCAAACUCCAAGCGAGCUGCAGCCAUAGCGUGGAGCUCUGCCUUCAUCUCCUUCUCCUUCAUCAUAUUGCCAGGUCUUGCCUGGAUAAUAAUACCAGGAAAAUGGUCGUUCAGCUUCGCUUACAUGGAGAUAGUCCCUUGGCGGGCGUUCGUCUGGUCGUGGUGUGCCCCUGGGUUGGCUGCUGCAGUCAUCCUGCUGUUCCUACCUGAAAGUCCUCGGUACCUCCUCGCUGCUAAGGGCCCUGAUGCUGCCCUGCCAGUCUUGGCUAUGAUGUACGCCUGGAACAAUAAAGGACAGACCAUGGAAGAUUUUCCUGUGAAGCAGCUGAUUACAGGUAGUGAGGAGGUGAAGGUGGGAGGAUUUGCGGGUGCUGUGAAGAAUGUUGGCCUCAUGUUCAAGGUGCCGCUCUUGCGCUGCGUCUUUAUAUCACACAUAUCCAUGUUUGCAGUGUUCAUGGUAUCGAGUGGUCUAUACGUGUGGGUCCCAGACAUACUGAACAGUAUUUUGAGAAGUAAUACCAAUAAGAGUAUCACGAUAUGCCAGAUUAUACAUGACAAAUUCGUAAAUGCAAGCCUGCACAGUGAAUCAGCGGCCUGUGAGUCUGAGGUGUCAGUGGCAGUGUUCCCGAUCUCCAUGUCCAUGGGGGCGGUGUUCGCCCUCACAUACCUCGCCAUAGGGUUCCUCAUCAACAAAGUUGGCAAGAAAACGUUAUACAGUGGUAUAAUGUUUAUCUGUGGCAUCGCGACGAUUGGAGCUGCGUUCGUGCCCGAGGGUAUAGCGGCGACGGUGCUGCUCAUCAUCAGCCUGUGCUCAGGGUGUGCUGCCUCCAUCCUGGCGGCUAUUGCCGUCGAUGUGUUCCCUACGCAGUUGAGGGCUAUGGCGAUGUGUGUGAUGUACAUGGUGGGCCGGACGGGUGCAGCUGUCGGCUCCAACUUCCUGGGGGCCACGCUAGAUCUGCACUGCCACGAGGCCUUCGCUGCUUUCGGAGUCUUUACUGCUGCAUCAACAAUUCUAAUGAUCUUCUGGCCAGAUCCUAGGCAAGUGAGACAACAACUAGAAGAGAAAGGAUUCACAUACUAAUUCUAUGACGUCAUAGCAUAGGUUUAGGUACCAAAUUACCUAAUUUACAAGUUCCAAAAAGAGACUGAUCUUAUAGAACGCUGUUUAUAACAACGCAAUUGUAACAUUUGUUACAUUAAUGAGGCAUUUAGAUGAUUUAUAAUAGUAAUAAUUAAUUGUAAUUAUUAGCAUAACUAAAUAAAUUGAUUUACAUUAUUAUUAAGCAAAUAA